Molecule: messenger RNA, 1511 nt
Organism: Sturnus vulgaris (Common starling)
Lineage: Eukaryota; Metazoa; Chordata; Aves; Passeriformes; Sturnidae
Gene: PHYH
Product: phytanoyl-CoA 2-hydroxylase
Biological process (GO): fatty acid alpha-oxidation
Molecular function (GO): phytanoyl-CoA dioxygenase activity
Source: RefSeq, a predicted model, not a curated record
GCCAUGGAGCGGUUCGGGGAGCGGCUCGGGCAGCGCUCGGCGGCCCGGCUGGAAACCCUGCUGCGGCACCUGUCCCCGCGGCUGGCAGCGGCCCCGGCCCCUAUAAGCAUUCCUACUUCAGCCCAAGUCAGUGCUGUUCCUCAUUCAGGGAGGUUUUGCUACACCUUGGACAACGAUCUGCUGACCACAGAGCAGAGGCAGUUCUAUGAAGACAAUGGGUACCUGCUCAUCAAGAACCUCGUUUCUGACGAGGACAUUGAGCGCUUCAGGAAGGAGUUCACGAGGAUCUGUAAAAGGGAGGUGAAGCCACCAGGAGUUAUGAUUAUGAAAGAUGAGUCCCUGAGAUCCCAGUUCGGGCAGUCUGAAAAAGUGGUUAAUAAAGUGCAGGACUUCCAGGAAGAUGAAGAGCUGUUCAGAUACUGCACUCUGCCAGAGGUCCUCAAAUAUGUUGAGUGCUUCACAGGGCCAAACAUCAUGGCAAUGCACACCAUGCUGAUAAAUAAACUUCCAGAUUCUGACAAGCAGACUUUCCUGCACCCCAUGCAUCAGGACCUGCACUAUUUCCCGUUCCGGCCUGCAUCCCGCAUCGUGUGCGCCUGGACUGCCAUGGAGAGGGCUCACCAGGACAAUGGCUGCCUGGUCGUGCAGCCAGGGACACACAAGACAACCCUGAAGCCUCAUGGUUAUCCAGAGCUGGAGGGUAAAACCAACAAACUUUUCCAUGGGCUGCUUGAUGAGGAUGAGAAGAUUCCCAAGGUUCACCUUGUCAUGGAUAAGGGAGACACAGUGUUCUUCCAUCCCCUACUCAUUCAUGGCUCUGGGAUAAACAGGACAUCAGGUUUCAGAAAGAGCAUCAGCUGCCACUUCGCCAGCUCAGAGUGUCACUACAUUGAUGUCAAAAACACGAGUCAGGAGCACCUGGAGAAGGAGCUGCAGGAAAUGGUUUACAAGAAAUACGAUGCAACUUCUGUGGAUCUGAAGGAUAUUUGGAGCUUCCGAGCACGGCUUGUGCGAGGGAAAAGAAUCAACCUGUAGAAGACCUCUGAAGAGCAGGAUGGAAAACAUGAACUCUGAGGGAAGAGCACAGACCCUGCCUGGGCAGGCAGAAUUCCCUUUGUUGACCUCUGUAAUGGUAACUUAGCCAAAUGCUGCAUUGCAAAAUCGUUUUAUGCUAAUUCAGAAUAAUUGCACUGAGCUUGGACAGCUGAUGUAUGUCAGAGGAAACCUAGCCUAGAAAAACAGAUUUGCUGCGGGUGUCUUAGGCAAUUGAAGAAUCAAAGUUGUGAAAGAACACCUUGAUUUUCUUGGUGUUUACAUUCUUGUUGCUUAGAAGUUUUUAACAUGACACACCUUUAGAAUGAUGCUAAACCAAUGUAAGAUUUUAUGUAAGAAUUUUCAGCAUUUCCAACUUCCUUUCCUAUUAAAAAAAAAAUCUUGAGUUCCACACAAGCCCUCAGUGAUAUGGGGAGUUACUAGUGUAGCUGAUGAAGAUGUAGGUGUUGGUACCAGCA